UCGAUACAACCUGCAGUGGGGUUUGACCAAUAAUUUGAAGGGGAAGACACCAAAAAACAUUAACAGAAACUAUGACUCAUAGGAGUUGUCCCUCUUUGUUCCACAACCCAGAUAUGGAAAUGCAGCAAGGCCCUUCAGAAAUUUCCUUUGAAUUAUUUGAUAUUAAUCAUGAUUUUCUUUCCUUUGAUAUGGUUGAUUUCUCAUCGAGUUCGCAGACACCAAUUACCAAAAACGAGCCAAAACAAUUGAUGUUGAAGUCAUCAUCAUCUGAAGCAAACGAAGUGUUGCAGAAUAAUACUAAGAUGGAUCAAAAAUCAUCAUAUAUAGGUGUAAGAAAAAGACCUUGGGGAAAGUAUGCAGCAGAGAUCAGAGACACAACAAGAGGAGGAAGAAGGGUUUGGCUUGGAACAUUUGAUAGUGCUGAAGAUGCUGCUUUAGCUUAUGAUCAAGCUGCAUUUUCAAUGAGAGGUUAUGAUGCUGUGCUCAAUUUUUCUGUUCAAAGGGUCAAAGAAUCUUUGCAAGAGAUUCAAUAUGAUUGCAGAGAAGGGUCUUCACCUGCACUUGCACUAAAAGAGAGGCACUAUGAACAAAGAAAGAUGUUAUCAAAAGGUGUAAAGAAUAAAGCAGGGAAACAAGAUGAAUCAGAAGGAUCAAGUGUUUUGGUGUUAGAGGAUUUGGGAGUUGAAUAUCUUGAGCAACUUCUAUCCAUAUCUGAUAAUCAAAGUACAAGCAGCAACAGCUAG
Medicago truncatula (barrel medic) is the source of this 743-nucleotide messenger RNA. Its product is annotated as ethylene-responsive transcription factor 1B. The transcript has a single exon. The coding region runs from base 72 to 743 and encodes 223 amino acids. Gene Ontology annotation, molecular function: DNA binding; DNA-binding transcription factor activity. NCBI's taxonomy places the organism in Eukaryota, Viridiplantae, Streptophyta, Magnoliopsida, Fabales, Fabaceae. Gene Ontology annotation, biological process: regulation of DNA-templated transcription; ethylene-activated signaling pathway. The record is from RefSeq and is a predicted model, not a curated record.